AUGUUGCACGAAUUUCCGACCAACGAGAAGGACUGGGCGAAUUGGAGCGGUUGGAAGCAUCAGGAGGUUAACGUUGAGCGGAAGCGAAGCCUGGGUUCCAAGAUGAGGGACACGUUUACGCUUCGGAAACGGGACAGCAACCGCAAGCCGAAUACGUUAUUAGAAAUCGCAACUCAUCAACCUGGCUUUAUGCUUCAUACGAGGUCACACACGGCAGCUUCUAUGGAAUCGGUAGCUCAAAAUACCGCCAUGAUGGGAUGUCCGACGCCGCACUCUGCGGUGCCAUUCACGGACCAUAGUGCCACGGGGGAUUUGUUUUCUCUCCAAAAGCAAUCGACUAUGACUGACAUGAUGGAUGCCAGCUUAGAGCUUUUCCGACAAGGGUUCAGUGCGGAGGAAAUGUCGGAUUUGCAGUCGGCCGUGUCGUCAAUCACGGCCUCGUCCACCAUCGAAGUCGAACCGUCGCAGAGAGCGUCCACGAACACUUCGCGGACCACCUUGUUCCCACACAGGUUCUCACAAUACCAUUCACCUACGCCGCCUAUUCAGGGGAAUAGCAACGCUAUUACCUCACAGUCAUACCUUUUUACAUCACAAUCAACAAUACCCACGGGGACAUUACAACUUGAUGAUAUCCCCCCACCGACGGCCAUGUCUUUGGACGACCAGAUUGUUGUCCUCGGCGUUCCAGUGUCUCAGACGAGUAUGCCUCCUGCUAUGCAUGUGGAUGGCAGCUCGUGGUGGAGCCCAAGAAUCACGGGUCGCAUUCAAGGAUUAACACCGGACUCGUCUGGAACGAGUACCAGUUUCCAUGUUCAAACGCCACCGGCCAUGACAUUAACAAGCAACAACAAUGGAAGGGACAUACCGACACCGGAUACACCUGUGAGAACCAGAGAUACUGAUGAAUCACAACUUCAUCAAAUCUAUUAUCAACCAGGGACACAUCAUCAUCGGGACAUGGCCCGAUCACCAAGUCUCGACUCAAUAAAAACGAUGCAGCCAAACACCACACUAAUAGGAACAGGAGGAACUGGCAGCGAAAUAUCACAUCAAUCAACAACACCUGGAGAUGGGAACCCAACUCCCUCUUCUACUGGCGAUGUAUUACUAUCGCCAAACUCCGAACAGCAACAUCAACAACACCACCACCAUCGCCAACACGACCAUCAACACCAGCACUCACAUCUACAACAUCACACCUCCAACACCGGUAUCGCCAUCCACCACCGUCGACUCAACAACACCACACAACAAGACCCAAGUUCAUAUUUUGGUCACGGCAGCGGCAGCAACGAAAACGACCUAAUCUGCGACGAAUGCCAAUGGAAGCCCCGCGGCGUCCGCGAAAACCUCAAAGGCUAUCUCCGCAAACACAAAAACACACACAAGGGGUUACGUCUCUCCUGCGACGUCCCCGGUUGUACCAAGACCUUCAGCCGGUUAGAUAACCUGAAGAAACAUAAGAAGGAUAAACAUGGUAUCGAGGAUACUAUGAGCCCUAUAGCAGGAGCGGGAGGCGGUGGUGGUGGUGGAUUGCUGCCGUUAAAGAGAGUAGCGUCUACCGAAGGAGAUGAGCUCGUUGGGGGAAGGAUGGAUGGCGUGAAGAGGCCGGACACGAGUGAUUCCCAGCAGAGGCUAAGGGAUUUGGCGGGGGAUUAUACGAUGUUGUGGCCGGCUUUGCACUUUUAG
Sordaria macrospora k-hell is the source of this 1692-nucleotide messenger RNA. RefSeq lists its product as uncharacterized. NCBI's taxonomy places the organism in Eukaryota, Fungi, Ascomycota, Sordariomycetes, Sordariales, Sordariaceae. The record is from RefSeq and is a predicted model, not a curated record.